GUCGUGAGGGGAUCCGUCACGCAUUCCUAUUGGAUAAUCAAUUGACGGGUAGAUAUUCUUUGGUUUUCUGUUUAUCUAUCAAAUGCCGUGUAUCAGUUGAAGAAAAUUGAAUUAAAACGCUAAUUCAAUUACAGACUGCUGAGCAAUUCUGCAAUAUGAACCUUAGGAUACACUGGAUAGUGCUUUUUGGAGUUUUACUUUUAGGCAAUACCAGUUUCGGACAAGAAGAACAAGAUGAUGAAGAGGCGACAGUUGAGACUGUAGCAGAUGACAUAUUGUAUGACAGCCCCAAACCAGCUGAUCAAUCAAAAGUAUAUUUCCAUGAUCACUUUGACGAUACAGCAAACUUUAAUAAAAAAUGGGUUAAAUCAAGCGCAAAAAAAGAAGGCAUUGAAGAAGAUAUUGCCAAAUACGAUGGUGAGUGGGCUAUUGAAGAACCUGUAAAAGAUGGUUUAUUGGGCGAUAAGGGUCUUGUUUUGAAAUCAAAAGCUAAACAUGCUGCUAUCUCAUCAAACCUGCAUAAGCCGUUUGUGUUUAACACUAAGCCAUUGAUUGUGCAGUAUGAAGUUGUGUUGCAAGAAGGCCAAGAGUGUGGUGGUGCCUACUUGAAAUUGUUGAGUCAAUCUGCAGAACAUAAGGAUCUAAGUCAGUUUACUGAUAAAACCCCAUAUUCCAUUAUGUUUGGGCCUGAUAAGUGUGGCAAUGAUUACAAGUUGCAUUUUAUUUUCAAACACAAAAAUCCCUUAAAUGGAACCAUUGAGGAAAAGCAUUGUCAGAAACCUAAGGAGAGGUUGGAAGAAAUUUACGACGAUAAGUUGCCACAUUUGUACACUCUCAUUUUGAAUCCUGAUAACACUUUUGAAAUCAGAAUCGAUAAUAAGAUUUUCAAUUCUGGAAGUUUGCUUGAAGAUUUCGCUCCGCCUGUCAAUCCUCCGGCGGAAAUCGAGGACCCGGCCGACAAGAAACCGGAAGACUGGGACGAGCGCGAGAAAAUUCCGGACCCGGAAGCGGUAAAACCGGAAGAUUGGGACGAAGAUGCGCCGGCGCAGAUCGUCGACGAGAGCGCCACCAUGCCCGACGGCUGGCUGGAGAACGAACUGACUCACGUUCCCGAUCCGGAAGCCAAGAAACCGGAAGACUGGGAUUCCGACAUGGACGGUGAGUGGGAACCCCCCCUAAUUGAGAACCCGGUGUGCGCAGGCGCGCCCGGUUGCGGCACGUGGGAACCUCCCCUUAUCAACAACCCCGCUUUUAAGGGAAAAUGGCGCGCCCCCUACAUUGACAAUCCAAACUACAAGGGCAAAUGGAGGCCGAGGACCAUCCCCAACCCCGACUAUUUCGAGGACAAGCAUCCUUUUAAACUACCCACUGUUGGAGCCAUUGGUUUUGAACUUUGGUCCAUGUCCAAAGAUAUUCUUUUUGAUAAUAUUAUUAUCACUGAUGAAUACUAUGUUGCUGAGCAAUGGGCAGCUGAUACUUUCUCAAAGAAGAGGCAGAAGAUUGCUAAAGACUCUGUAACAUUUUGGGGCCGUAUGAUGCGGGCGAUGAAUAACCGACCAAAAACAUGGGGGGCAUAUUUCAUAUACUGCUCGCUACCCGUCAUCGGUUACAUUUACUAUUUGUUUCGGUGCGUCAAGGAGGUACGCCGUCUUUACUGCCAACCUUGUAUCGCCAGACAAUCACCUAAAAACAAUGUAGAAACAACAAGUGUUUAUUUUGCAUUUUUUUUCUUGUAUUAGGAGAGCGUAUUCCAAAAGCUAGCCAACUUCACCAACGACUAUCCCGCCAUGUGGGGAGUUUACAUUUUAGUACUUGGCAUCCCUGUAGUGUUUGUACUUUACCUUUGCUUUAAGCCUAGUUCUUCGUCCAGUUCUCAAGAGGAGAGAGAAGAACAAAAGCAAGCUGCUGAGAAGAAAAAGACUGAUGAAGCGACUGAAGAUAAGGCAGAAGCUGAAGAGGUAGAAGCUGAAGAAGAAGAAGAGGAUGAAGAUGCAGAGAAGAAUUCAGAAGCAGACAGUGAGGAAGAUAAUGAGGCUGUGGAAGAAAAUGUACCUGCUGAAAAGGGUGAAGGUGCCAGGAAGCGUAAAGUCCGAAAAGAUUAGAUUAAUUAGAUUUAGAUUUUUUUAUUAAAAUUUAAUAAUUUAAUAAUUAAUUAUUAAGAAAUAGGUUUUUCUUUAUUGUUUAUAUUUAUUUGAUAUUUUUCAGUUGUUGUGUUUUUGAGGUAAUUUGUAUAUUAUUAAGAAGCAAAGUUGUAGCUGUAUAGGGUGGGCCAUAUAUGAUGACCUGAAAUAUUUUGUUAUGUGGUUCACCCUGUAUAAUGUUCAAAAUAAACUGUGUUGUGUUCUAGUAAAAUGAAUGUACAUAUUUAUUUAUCAGUAGUACUGUUUUCUAGUAUUUUUAAGUAAGGUUUUUAAUAAAUUUUUACUCAGGACCAAAUUUGCUUUGUUCUGAAAAUAAAGUGAAUAAUU
Molecule: messenger RNA, 2468 nt
Organism: Brassicogethes aeneus
Lineage: Eukaryota; Metazoa; Arthropoda; Insecta; Coleoptera; Nitidulidae
Source: the annotation of a GenBank genome assembly